Messenger RNA from Effrenium voratum, 1235 nucleotides. NCBI's taxonomy places the organism in Eukaryota, Dinophyceae, Suessiales, Symbiodiniaceae. The record is from the annotation of a GenBank genome assembly.
GAAAGUGAGUGUGUGUGUGUGUGCUUUUCCUCGUUGAAGUGUUCGCGCGGCGUCGCUGGGCAUCGCCUCGCCAUGUCCUUCUUCCAGUGGCAGUUCGGGACGCCGAGCUAUGACCUGCCAGAGGCGCCGUCCGAUGGCCUGAUGGCCUUCUCAAGCUUAUUGUCCGGAGUCUCGGCGGCGGAACCUGAGACUUUGGAGACGUUGGAAGUGGAGAGGCCGGAGGAGUCGAGAAAGGAUCAGAUCACCACCCCGAGCGUCGCGAGGUUGUCGGUGGGCACGAUCGAAACUGCGGCGUCAGAGGCACUGCAGGUGGCCCCCGUGACUGCCCAGCGCUGGCAACUCUCCAGCGCAAAUCUGGUGUCCCACUGGAUGCCCUUCUCGGCAUACGAAGGGAACGACCUCAGCGGCAUCGCCAGCCUCGACAAGCUGGCCGAGCACUGGCCAGCGCCGGUACACGACACACGCGACCCCGACCCGGCGCCUGAAGGCUUCCGAGUGCUCUCCGUAAGGCACCAUGAGUCCAAUAGCGAUCCUACGGACAUCUCCGUGGGGAAGUACUUCUACUUCGACGCCUCCCAGUUUCCGAGCUUUGAAUUUUCCUCUCACCCUUGCUACGUGGAGCAGUGGCGCCAGGGCACUUUGAGAUGGAGCGGUCAGGUGAAGCUGACCCUGGGCGGCUUCGGCUCGGCAGACCUAGCGGAGCUGUCGGAGGAAGAGGUCGGCCGCUUCGGCGUGGGGCGGAAGGAACCUCGGAGCUUCGCGAGAGCGGGGGACUUCGAGCUUGAGGACCUCAUCUCAGUGGUGGCCUUCCAUCGGGAUCUGGCGCCCUCCGUGGGGAACCACCUAGAGUUCGAGCGCAACCUCUACCACUACCAGAGGUCUUGCAUGGGCAAGCGGAUCCUGCCGGAGGAGGCCGUGAUUGUCCACGACCUGGGGGAUCUCGGCCAGCGGAUUUGCAUCGAGACAGAGGUGGACCAGCAGGAGUUGGCGGCCAUCCGCAUGUCGGCCAUACCGGCCAUUGAGGACGAACACUCCGCGGCGCUGUCUCGGGAGAACAGCCUGGCACUGGCAGUCGGAUACUCCAUCGCGGUGCAACCUCCGGAAGCUCCGAGCGACGUGGCGCAGGAAGGCUCGGCGCUGGCGGUGAGGAAAGCCAAGCGCACGGACCUUCUGAGCGCCCGCUGACCUGGCGGAGGCUACAGCGUUCCCCCCCAUAGCUGGGGGCGCCCAUAGGG